Messenger RNA from Phytophthora sojae, 3147 nucleotides. RefSeq lists its product as hypothetical. Bases 1 to 3147 code for a protein of 1048 amino acids. Lineage: Eukaryota; Oomycota; Peronosporomycetes; Peronosporales; Peronosporaceae. The transcript is spliced from 2 exons. The record is from RefSeq and is a predicted model, not a curated record.
AUGAGGCCCUGGAGGCGGUCUGUGCCGGCCGGCACCGAAUGUGCCCCAGACCCGGCGACGGAACUGGAUGAGGGUGAGUCCGCACAGGAUGAUGAACCCGCCCAGGCGUCUGUGGGAGGCGCCGAUGAGGUUGAGCCCCCGGCUGAGCGUCGAGUUUCGGACUCUCCCCAGCCGGAUGACGAAGUCGAGAUUCUGGAUGAAGCCCCGUCGAUCAAGCACGAAGGCCCGCUGUCGACUGUCCAAGAAGACGGCGUACUGAACGACGAAGCCGAGACCCGGUCUGCCCCUGCGCCAUCCGGUCCGGCCGCGACUGCCCAAGCACCCGCGCUCAAGAUUGAAGCCCAAUCCGGUCUGGCGCCCUCGGAUUCGCGAGGACCCGACGAGACCAAGGCCCAAGUGAGCGAGGCUCAGGCGAAGGCGUACGUGGCCGAGCAAGUGCGCCGCUGGGAGCAGCAUCGUGAAAGCGCUGUCGUCCCGCUCAAGGUGGAGUAUGCCUGGCUCGAGCCGGCACCCAACUUCACCGAAUGGUGGGCCGCCGCGCUGGCGACGUCGAAGUACCUGUCGGACCGAAUGGCAAUGGCAAGUCAAGACGCUGCAUGGAUAGCGGAGCUUGAUUCGGUACGGCUCGAGCUGUGCCUUGCCCAGGAUGUCACGGGUAUCGUGAUUCCGCCGAGCAUUCUCUCGCCGCGCGAGUGCGUUGCGCUCAUCCAGUCUCUCCUCUUCGCUGCCGGUUUCAGGUUUCACAACCUGAUUCUGAUGUGGUUCCAGUCCAAGUCCUCCAGAGUCGCACCGAGCCUGGUGCGCUCUGUGGUCGAAGACGUCCAGAAUUUCCUCGCGUUCGAGCUGAUCGAGUGGCGCGAGCUGGCGUCCGGUGUGCCCUUCAAGAUCGUACUGGAUGCACCGGACGUUCAAGACCUGACCGGACCGAAUGCUGGGAACACUGGAUCAACGCCGCAGCAGCCUGUGCGAGCAUCGAUCCUGGACUACCAUGCUGAAGACAACGACGGAGAUUUAUUGAUGUCGGAUUACGAAGCUGGACUACUGGGUCGCGAGUUCGUCCUGCGUCUACGAGUGGCCGGACUCCGGCGGACACGGAGCCCGCAAGGGUCGUCCACCGGCGAACCGGAUUCCAAGCGCCCGCAGUACGGACCGCCUCGCCCGUCGUCCAUCCAGUCCGCAUCGUCAAUCCUGUCCGUGCCGCUGGUGUCCACGCCGUCGCUCUCCUCACUCCCUUCGUACCACGCAUCCCGCGAGUCUGGACGUGCUUCCGGUACCGGAGCGCUGGUUCAGUUCGGCCCGACGUCCCGUUUGCCCUCGGAUCUUGAUUCGAGCUUGUUCGGUACGACGGCCGGAUCCAACGAAUUGACAUUCAGUGCAGCAUCGGGAGCUCGGUCGUCCAGAGGCAGCUCGCCUUCGUCGUCGCUGUGGUCCGGACACGAUGCCGCGAGACACAUGUCCGCGAUUGGGUACGGACCCAUGGUGACGACCGCGCAAGCGGGGAUGAUUCAGUCCGGCACUGGCGGAGGAACCGUGGAGAUCACCCGGAGCGCACUCCCUCGGCCAUCGACGGCGGUGGAUCAGGACGAUGUCGUUAUGUCGGAGUCCGAUCGCACCACCGUCCGGAGUGACCGAAGGUCGAGAGCGUCAUCCGAUCCGCGAACGACGUCCAGGCGCGAGAAGCGGAGUCCGUCACCAAGCGAGUCGGAUUCCAGCGAGGAUGACCGGAGUCACCACCGAAGAUCAUCGAGGUCGAAGCGCGCACCGAGUCGGUCCAGCAGAUCGAGUCGAUCCGGUCGGUCCAGCCGCUCCGCGAUGUCCGUGAUGUCGGGGGCCUCCCAAGUCGCGCUCAAUACGAUGCGCCAGACUCAGGAAGCCCUUGCCAGGAUGGAGCUGAACCAGGAGGCGUCCGCUGCGAACACAGCUCGACCGGGUGAAGGACUCCAGAACGCGUUCCACGCGAUUCAGGAGCUCGCCGGACGCACUGCUGCCCUCCAAGGCAGUCGGCAGACCGGAUGGGGACAGAAUGCUCCGACCCCGGAGCCCCCGAUCCAGUCCGGAGAUUCCUCGGUGUCGCCGACCCAGGAGCACAAAGUGGCCCCCGCCAUUCAGAGCGCCCGCGCCGAGGCGGCGCGUCUGGAGCUUGAACGCGUUACCGCGGAGUUCACCGAGCGCUGGAAGCAGCAGGAAGCGCAGGCCGAAGCCGACCGAGCACGCUGGGUCGAAGACGUCCAGCGGGGACUGAACGCUCAACUGGAUUUAUUCCAAGAGAAAGUCCACAAGCUUGAAUCCGACCAGGCGCCCAUCGGGUCUGCAACGCCACACGCCGACGAGCUUCUAGCAGCCCAACUCCAAGCGACGAUCGAUGGUGUUCUCAAGGCGCGAGCGACCAAGGCGCGCCCUGCGCAGGCUGCGCCGGCGAAGGGCAAGCAAGAUGCCCCCGCGAAGGACGCCAAGAAGCCGCCCGUGAAGGGGCAAGGCUCCAAGGACGCGAGGGACACCGGGUCUGGGGCGCGCAAGCGCCCAUCCGGUAGGCGGAGCCGCGAGAGCGGUGACCCCUCCGGAUCUGACCCGGACUCGAGCUCGAAUGACGGCUACGACGAAGGCUACAGCUCCAGCGACUCGGACGACUCGCUGGCUAACGUGCCCACGCACUCCACGUCGGUGACGACACAGGAUGGUAAGACGGUGAUGAAUUUCAGACCGUAUGUGAGCUCCAGCUCGCUCGAGGACUUCGACGACAAGGCUCCAUACCAAGAACGGACAAGAUGGUGGGAGCGAUUCCUCACCCUGACGGUCCAAGGUGGCUGGACGGACAGCAUGAAGGUCUACGAGCUGCGUCUGAAGUCGCCUUCGUCUGCCCGCAACUGGCGUCAACAACUGCCGAGGCACACACGCGACACCUGGAGUCUGUUGUCCCGCGCGUUCAAGAACAAGUAUUGUCGGUCGAAGGUGUCCGAUUCGGAGCGAAAUUUUACCAUGGCUCAGAAGCGGACCGAAUCGGCCCUCGACUUCUUCUACCGACUGAAUGCUGGGGCGAACAAGGUGAAUGUGAACUUCAAGAAGUCGCCGAGGACGCGAGAGAUGCACAUCAAGCUGUUCAUCCGGAACCUCUCCGAAUCAAGGUUGCGAUCCAGUCUGAAGAGUUAG